AGGCCGUUGCUAUGGAACUGUUGAUAAACAUGUCAAAUGUGCCAUAUGAGCUAGUAAGCUCGUUAGCUUAGCUAGUUCGUUUGCCACAAAUGUUCUAUAAGACACAGUAUUAUAUAGCAACAAUUUAACGAAAUACUGAACCAGAAAAGUUAGACCAAUAGUAACGUAUCUUAUCAUUUUGUAAGCGUGUGUGACUGGUUCAUAGACGCUAGCUGAAUUAACAUUACAGCUGACAAUGGCUUACGCACAGCCUCCCAAAAAGACAGGACUGCCACGAGAAGUUCUGAAGUGGCUCCAAAGCCUGGAUUUGUCAUUUUCUCCAAAGAAUAUGCGCAGGGAUUUCUCCAAUGGCUACCUUGUGGCAGAGAUGUUCUCCUGGUAUUAUCAUGAAGACUUCCCCAUGCACUCCUACAACAAUGGGACAUCACUUCCAACCAAACAGGGCAACUGGGCACAAAUAGAGAGGUUUCUAGUGAAACAGAACAUCCAUCUGCAAAAGGACGUUCUGGAUGGGACCAUCCACUGCAAGCCAGGAGCAGCGGAGCUUCUAGUGCAAGAGAUUUACACCAUCUUAACUAACAGGAGGAUCAAAGGGAUCCAGGGCAGGGAGAUUGACUUCACAGACAGGGACUACCAGGACCAGCUGCCCAUGCUAGCUCGGGCCACAGCCUCCAAGGCCAUCAAGAACAACCUGCGGCUGACCGAGGUCAUAGCCGAGCCCAACAUCUCCACCAAUCAGAGGAAGGUGCAGGCCAUCAUCCACAUGCACCUGGAGCAGAGGGCGGCCGAGAGAGUCCAGAACCCCAAGCGCUUCAACGUGAAGCCCACCUUGGGAGAACUGGCCGUGAGACUGCCCCCAUCUUCUCACCACGGAGAUGACAGCUCCGAUAGCAACGCCUCAGUACAAAGUGGAACCGCAAAGUCAUGUGAACCAUCCAUCAGGAGUAAAGCCAGUGUCCAUUUCAAGGAGAUUGAGGUGCGUCAGACGGACAGACGCUCGCUGAUUGCAAUUUAAAAGGCCAGGAUAUUCAGCCGUUUGGUGUGUAUUUGUGAGAGAUGCCUCUGAUACGAUACCUCUAAUAAAAGUACCUUUAUCCCUCUAUUUCUGUAAUAUAAGUACCUCUAUACCUCUAUUCCUCUAAUUAAAAAUACCUCUAUACCUUUAUUCCUCUAAUAAAAGUACCUCUAUACAUUUAUUCCUCUAAUAAAAGUACCUCUAUAUCUCUAUUCCUCUAAUAAAAGUACCUUUAUCCCUCUAUUUCUGUAAUAUAAGUACCUCUAUACCUCUAUUCCUCUAAUAAAAGUACCUCUAUACCUUUAUUCCUCUAAUAAAAGUACCUCUAUACCUUUAUUUCUCUAAUAAAAGUUCCUCUAAAUCUCUAUUCCUCUAAUAAAAGUACCUUUAUCCCUCUAUUUCUGUAAUAUAAGUACCUCUAUACCUCUAUUCCUCUAAUAAAAGUACCUCUAUACCUUUAUUCCUCUAAUAAAAGUACCUCUAUACCUUUAUUUCUCUAAUAAAAGUUCCUCUAUAUCUCUAUUCCUCUAAUAAAAGUACCUUUAUCCCUCUAUUUCUGUAAUAUAAGUACCUCUAUACCUUUAUUUCUCUAAUAAAAGUUCCUCUAUAUCUCUAUUCCUCUAAUAAAAGUACCUCUAUUCCUCUAAUAAAAGUACCUCUAUACCUAUAGUCCUCUAAUAAAAGUACCUUUAUUCCUCUAAUAGAAGUACCUCUAUGAACGAAUACAAGUACAGCAGUUCUCAAUGACUAUCUUGCAAGAUAUUACCUUAGGGGUGUUGUUACUAGUUAUUCACUAGUCCAUUCGUUACAUUACUUCAACCAUUAGUAGUUGCUCUAAAACUACAAUUUCACGGGGUUACCAGUAGGUGGCGGUGCUGUGUCUGGUUUAUAAUCAUGGGUGAGGCAGGUUGAAAACCAAAGCACGAUCAACGGUCGUUUUGAUAAAUGCAUUCUGUAUUACAGAUAUGUGCUUUUCACAAAUGUCUGUUAACAUUACAGUUAUUUCCUUUACAGCAGUGACUAACAAUGGACAAUAUAUUGUCUGCUCAUCUCUUCUGCCUGUAAAUUCCCUCAUUUCAGGUAGGGUCCUGUAUACAGUGUUAGGUAAUAUGCUUGGUGCAUCCAUCUCAACAUCACGUUAAUAAUGACUAGAUUGUUGUGACUGACUGGGUUUGAACCCAGGUCAUCUGCACAUCACAAAACUAUCUUAGCCAGCUGAGCUAAACCCUAGGAUCCUUUGGGAGUUAACACAAGUCUUCAGGUAUCGGACAUGGUUAAUUACCACCUCUCUGCCAUAUUACACUGGCUCAGUUUCAGCUAAUGAAGGAUGGGAAAUGCAAUAGCUUUUGUGUGAUGAAAGAUCCCUAAUGUCUUAUUUCACCAGCAUUUAGAUAUUGUGCAUCAUACACCAGAUGAAAACCGUAAGGUCCAGAUAUUGUGUUCUUUGUUUGCACAGCUCAUAUAAUUCCACCUCUGAGAACUUUACAAUGAUGUGCAGAUCAUUUCCUCUUUUCCUUGCACCUGUGAUAAGACACAGUAAUGUCACCUUUAUAAUACAAUGAAAGCAGCAUUUAGAUAAAGGAUCCCAAACACACAGCACAUGGCCUGCAACAUAACCAUGCUUCCAAUUAUCAGGAAGGUAUUUUCUUUACACAACUGAUUGGAAAAGAUCAUAAGCUGAUCUGAUCUUUUAACUGUCAGGUCUGG
Molecule: messenger RNA, 2722 nt
Organism: Oncorhynchus gorbuscha (pink salmon)
Lineage: Eukaryota; Metazoa; Chordata; Actinopteri; Salmoniformes; Salmonidae
Gene: spata4
Product: spermatogenesis associated 4
Exons: 6
Coding region: 236-1015 (259 amino acids)
Biological process (GO): regulation of cytoskeleton organization
Cellular component (GO): axoneme
Molecular function (GO): microtubule binding
Source: RefSeq, a predicted model, not a curated record